Messenger RNA from Morchella importuna, 1611 nucleotides. RefSeq lists its product as uncharacterized. Gene Ontology annotation, biological process: transmembrane transport. The transcript is spliced from 6 exons. Gene Ontology annotation, molecular function: transmembrane transporter activity. The record is from RefSeq and is a predicted model, not a curated record. The coding region runs from base 1 to 1611 and encodes 536 amino acids. NCBI's taxonomy places the organism in Eukaryota, Fungi, Ascomycota, Pezizomycetes, Pezizales, Morchellaceae.
AUGGCCGAACUACAGCUCACCCAGUCCUUGUCGAUUAGGCCUAGCCAUUGGUCAGGCCCAGGGAACACCGAUUAUUCAGAGCCCAUGCCAGAUGAAGCUGAGAAGAUGGAUGAGAAGUUUGAUGAGAAGCCUAAUUUGAACUUGGUGUAUUUUGCGCCUGGAGAUCCAGAAAACCCGUAUAACUGGUCCAUGGGACGAAAAACAUUUAUAUCCUUCAUUGGAAUUCUCACUGUAUCAAAUUCAACAUUCACCUCAUCACUGCCAUCCGGUGCAAUUACUUUUAUUCGAGAGGAUUUUGGUAUCUCGAGUUCCGUUGUAUCGUCUCUGACUAUCUCGCUCUACCUGAUCGGUUAUGUCGUCGGCCCAAUAUUCUUUGCACCAGUCAGUGAGUUCUAUGGACGAAAAUGGGUCUCUGUCGUCGCAUUCUCGUGGUUCACUCUCAUGUCCAUAGGAUGCGCUCUGGCUCCGAACCUAGGUGCUUUGCUCGCGUUCAGAUUUCUUUCAGGGAUUGGUGCUAGUGCACCAUUGAGCGUUGUUGGAGGUCAAUUAGCAGAUAUCUGGAACGACCCAGUACAGAGGGGAAGAGCCAUGGCAUUAUUCUGCGCCUUCACGAUGGUCGGACCAACCUUUGCACCUUUUAUUACUGGUUAUAUCUCCGCCUCACCUGCGGGUUGGCGCAUGGCUUUUUGGCUCGGUGUAAUGGUUGCCGGAGCCUCCUUCAUCCCACUACUAUUCCUUUGCCCAGAGACAUAUGGCCCAAUCCUCCUUGUACGAAAAGCGCAGAAGAUGAGGAAAUCGGGCAAUAAGGAUGCUAUUGCACCCCUCGAACUUGAUGAACGUUCCCUCCUGAGCAUUUUCGCAACAACCUUAACCCGUCCGUUCCGAAUGUUCUGGCAGGAAAGUAUUGUCUUCCUAACCAGCAUGUUUCUGGCCCUCCUUUACGGAACCUUCUAUCUUUUUUUUACGAGUUACCCCCUCAUCUUUCAAGGGAUUUACGGCUUUGCCCCCGGUGAUGCCGGUCUUGCCUUUCUCCCUCUCGUUGUCGGUGCCGGCUUCGCCUGCGCUGUCGCCAUGGGCUGGGAUCAAUACAUCAACCGCCUUGCCCGUGCUGACCCUACCCGCGUCAUCAGCCCCGAGUACCGCCGCCUCCCUAUUGCCUGUUUUGGGGGCAUCAUUUACUGCUCAUCCCUUUUCUGGCAGGCCUGGACAGCACGUUCUGACAUUCACUGGAUUGUACCCAUGCUUGCUGGUAUUCCGUUUGGUUUCGGAUUUUGUAUUAUCUUUACGGCGUUCUUGAACUAUCUCACGGAUGCAUAUGAGAUUUAUGCGGCGUCAGCGAUGGCGGCAACAAGCAUGUGCAGAAGUAUGGUAGGGGCAGCUUUUCCGCUGUUCGCGGGUAAUAUGUAUAGUAAAUUAACAAUUCCUUGGGCAUCAAGUCUUCUUGGAUUUGCUGCUGUGUUGAUGUCGAUUAUUCCAUAUUUGUUCAUUCUGCAUGGACAAAAAAUCAGAGAUAACUCCAAGUUCUGUCAAUUCCUUCUUGAAAGGAAACGACAGCAGCAGCAGGAGGAAGACGCGCGUGCUGAGUGUGCAAAGUCUGACCAAGACGUUUGA